Molecule: messenger RNA, 382 nt
Organism: Caenorhabditis elegans
Lineage: Eukaryota; Metazoa; Nematoda; Chromadorea; Rhabditida; Rhabditidae
Gene: pqn-94
Product: Prion-like-(Q/N-rich)-domain-bearing protein
Source: RefSeq, marked reviewed
CUUAAUCAUGCAAUCCUUCCUCAUUGCCUCCCUCCUCGUUGCCAGCGUAUUCGCCCAAUACCAACAGCAACAGUACCAGCAACAGCCAUACAACAAUCAGCAGUAUUCAAACAAUCAAUACCAAACCACCCGAGGAUACAAUCAACAACAACAGUACGGACAAACUAACCAAUUCGGACAAACGACAACUCCACGAUACACUAGCCAAUCAAUGUACGGAACAACACAAUCGGGCCGACAAUUCGAUCAGGCCGGAAAUCAGGUGUUCUUCAACUCUGUCGGACAAUCCUCAGCAGUUCUUUCGCUGGUCGGAGCCGCCGCCUACGCACUUCUCUAAACACGUUUUUUGCAAAUUUAUUUUUAAAUGAAAAUCUGUAAAAUU